UUGUGACAUUGGGUCGGGCCCAUUUAAAAUCCAGAAAUGUGGAACUUAAAACCCUAAGUUUAUCUCUCUCGUCUUCUCCACAACAAUCGUCGGAGGUGCGCAGCUUCGAGCUUCGAGCUUCAAAUCCCAUCAGCCAUGACUUUCAAGAGAAGGAAUGGUGGUCGCAACAAGCAUGGCCGUGGACACGUUAAAUUCAUUCGCUGCUCCAACUGUGGCAAAUGUUGCCCCCAGGACAAGUCAAUUAAGAGGUUUCUUGUGAGGAACAUUGUUGAGCAAGCUGCAGUUAGGGAUGUUCAGGAAGCCUGUGUAUAUGACCAAUACACCCUUCCCAAGCUAUAUGUUAAGAUGCAAUAUUGCGUGUCCUGCGCAAUUCACUCCCAUGUUGUGAGGGUUCGAUCUCGCACAGAUAGGAGGAACCGUGAACCCCCACAGCGCUUUAUCAGGCGCAGGGAUGAUCUACCAAGGCCUGGUCAGCCUGGGCAAGCGCCCCGUCCUGCGGGAGCUGGAGCUCCUGCCCGUGCCUAAAAGCUAUUCUUGAAUUUCAAUUGUUUCUCCGAUAUAAUAUGAUUUACUUUUGCCUUCUGGAUAUUUAGGUAUUUUUCCCCUUUAUUGUCUGGUUUAGUUUAUGGAGGAUAGGUAACUUUUCCAGUUAAUAUAAUUUCUUUUGGGUGGCAA
Molecule: messenger RNA, 675 nt
Organism: Prosopis cineraria
Lineage: Eukaryota; Viridiplantae; Streptophyta; Magnoliopsida; Fabales; Fabaceae
Product: 40S ribosomal protein S26-2-like
Exons: 5
Coding region: 136-525 (129 amino acids)
Biological process (GO): translation
Cellular component (GO): ribosome; cytosolic small ribosomal subunit
Molecular function (GO): structural constituent of ribosome; mRNA binding
Source: RefSeq, a predicted model, not a curated record